AUGGCCUCGACAAAGACUGAAACCACAAGCGCUUCCACGCGGCUGACUGCCGGCUCGGGACGCUUAUUCUCCGAAGGCACGGGUGUCACAUAUGGUGAUUUCCGCGAUGACUUGAUCAAGAAUGGAUAUGCUGUGGUCAAAGGCGCCGUUCCUCGUGAGCGCGCCCUUGGUUAUGCGGAUGAUAUCUACGAGUGGUUGGAGGGCUUCGGUCUGGGCUUCAAGAGAGACGACCCGUCCACCAUUCACAAGGACCAUCUUCCCGACAUCAAUGAGAAGGGCAUGUGCCUGGGCUACGCCGUCUCCCACGAAUCCUUCACCUGGGGUGUCCGCCAAGAAGCCAAGGUCAUUGAGGCUUUUGAGAAAGUCUAUGGCACCCAGGACCUGAUCGUGUCCUUUGACUCAAUCGGCGUUGGUUUCCCCAACCGCAAAGAUAUCCAGCCCAACAAGCCCUGGCCUCACCAGGAUCAGGAUCCCGAGAAACCCGGGUUCCGAUGCUUGCAGGGCUUGGUCAAUUUGCUACCCAAUGGGCCCAAGGAUGGUGGAUUGAUUGUUUGCAAGGGUGCUCAUCAGUUGAGUGAGCAGUUCCAUGAGGAGUUCAAGAACGAGGAGGAGAAGAUUUGGUCAUGGACCAAGGAGUGGUACGGCUUCACAGAAAAGGGUCUGAAAUGGCUCAAGGAUCACGGAUGUGAAUGGGUCAAGAUCGAGGCUGAGCCCGGUGACUUGCUUCUUUGGGACUCUCGCACGCCUCAUUACAACGUCACGUCCGAGACUUUCCAGCCUCGCUUCUGCGUAUACACGUGCUUCAUGCCCGUGGCCGACGCAACCAAAGAGCAGCUUCAGAUCAAGAAGCAGGCUUUUGAGCAGACCAAGAUGACUACGCACUGGCCCAACGCUGCGAUGAUUGUGGACCUGCCUGUCCUGCGAAAUGGAGAACCAGAUCCUUAUCAGCGCUCUUCGCCGCGCGAGCCGGUCAAGCUCACGGAGAGGGGUUACAAGUUGACCGGGAUUCCUUAUCUGGAGCAGAUGGCUUAA
This is a messenger RNA of Penicillium diatomitis, 1032 nucleotides long. RefSeq lists its product as uncharacterized. The record is from RefSeq and is a predicted model, not a curated record. The transcript is spliced from 4 exons. Lineage: Eukaryota; Fungi; Ascomycota; Eurotiomycetes; Eurotiales; Aspergillaceae. Bases 1 to 1032 code for a protein of 343 amino acids.